Molecule: messenger RNA, 564 nt
Organism: Fibroporia radiculosa
Lineage: Eukaryota; Fungi; Basidiomycota; Agaricomycetes; Polyporales; Fibroporiaceae
Exons: 3
Coding region: 1-564 (187 amino acids)
Molecular function (GO): catalytic activity
Source: RefSeq, a predicted model, not a curated record
AUGACCAGCUUGUUCUUCUCCACUGUGGAGGUCACAAAACAAGUUUUCUAUAGAACCAGACUCACAUAUGCCAUCGUCAACUUGAAGCCUCUCGUUCCAGGUCAUGUCCUGGUGAUCCCGACUCGCCCCGUGCUACGCGUCCUAGACCUCACUCCUCCAGAGCUGUCUUCCCUUAUGGCGUCUGUUCAGCAUAUAGGGCGCGUGAUCGAGCGCGUGUACGGCGCAGAUGGCUUGACUAUCGCAUGUCAGGAUGGCAAAGCUGCGGGACAGACCGUGCCGCACGUCCACUUCCACCUUCUCCCGCGCAAGCUCAAGGGCGAUCGAUUCACCAACAACGACGAUAUCUACCCUGCACUCGAACGGGCCGAAGGUAGGCUUCCAGGAGAGCUCAAGUCGAUGAGCCAGCGGCGUAAUUCAGUAGAACGCGAGGAGCCCGUGUAUAGAGAGACUCUGAGAGUGGAUUCGGAUGAAGAUCGCAAGCCACGGACGAUGGAGGAGAUGGAGAAUGAAGCGAAAUGGUUGCGGACGUUCUUCGUGGGCGACGAUGCACCACCACAGGACUGA